This is a messenger RNA of Fusarium sp. VM40, 207 nucleotides long. The record is from the annotation of a GenBank genome assembly. Lineage: Eukaryota; Fungi; Ascomycota; Sordariomycetes; Hypocreales; Nectriaceae.
AUGCUCAGGACCUUCAAGAAUCUCUCGCCCAGGACCCGUCUCGGCGUUGGUGUUGCCAUCAUCGCUUGGGGUGCGGCGGGGCUCGCCUUGACUGAUCCUCUUGAGAAAUCACUUGGCUUAACUCCAACUGAAGAGGCCAAGGCUGAGCUGGACAAGUACACGCCAAAAAUUGUCACUGUCGAGAAGAACGAGAAGGAGGGUAACUAG